AGGAAGAGGGGAAUGAAGGAAUUAAGCAAAGAAGAAAAACACAUAUGCAGAGCUCGUAAAGUUCACCUCUUGCAAGCUGAAGGAAUGGGCAGCCUCCCAGUGGUCCUGCUCCUCUGUGGUUUCUACGUGCUCACAGCUGUAACCCAAGCUCAGCAGACCGAGAGCACAGAGGCACCUGGAGAUGCUGAGCUACCAACCAACUGCAGGGAGGAGAUGUAUCCUUGCACCAGGAUGUAUUCAGUUCACAAGCCCAUCAAGAGAUGUAUUGGCUAUCUUUGUCUCUACAGCCUCCCUCGUGUUUACGUGAUCAACAAUGAGAUCUGUAUGAGGACAGUGUGCCAGCAGGAUGAGUAUCUGAAAGCUGAACUGUGCAGAGAGUUGUCCGGGUGGCCCAGACGCAUUGCGAGAUCUUCUACUAGGAAACGCUGUCGCGGUCGCCGUAGCAACCCCAAAACCUGGGCAAACAAGGCCUGAUGUUGCCUAGAAUGAUGACGUGACCACCAGCGAGGAUGGUGCCUGGGGGCAUCGUAACACCAUCAAUCCAGCGCUCAACACCUGGGGGUCUCUUUCUUUCACACAGACACGUGUGUGCCGUCAUAUUGAUGUUUAUGUAUUAACCUUUUCAUCGUGUGUGUGAAAGUCGUGCCGAUUUCGUCUGUGUAUUGUUGGACACAGAUCAUGUCCUUCAUGGUUUACGAUGCAUAUAAGGUACUGUAGCAAUGGGCCUAUAGCAGCACUGAGUCAUUUCAUUGUAGAAGUUAAAAAAAAAAAAAAAAAAAAGCCCUACUCUGACGUGGGCUGUAAGGUUGUUACUGACACUUUGAUAUUAUGUGUACUAUUUUAGCCAGUUAAAUACAACAGUUUUUUUUGUACUUCAUACAUGAGCUUCUUUUUCCACUCUGCUAAUGUAAGACGCAAGACAAAUAUGUUCACAUCUUUUCUUUAUAAUUGUCUUUGCAUGUUCAUUUCCAUACACAUUUACACUUUAAAUAACAAGUCAAAUUUGGGAGAACCGCAUAUAAUUUGGACAAUAAACAAAGGAACACUGACAAACACUCCCACGAUCUUUGUGUGCUCCAGUCAACAUCCAUCAUCACACCACUACACAAUGCACAUCAGCCACGACACAUAUGCAUGUGACAUCAGGGAACUGGAA
Molecule: messenger RNA, 1156 nt
Organism: Cololabis saira (Pacific saury)
Lineage: Eukaryota; Metazoa; Chordata; Actinopteri; Beloniformes; Belonidae
Gene: mfap5
Product: microfibril associated protein 5
Exons: 7
Coding region: 13-474 (153 amino acids)
Biological process (GO): embryonic eye morphogenesis
Cellular component (GO): microfibril
Source: RefSeq, a predicted model, not a curated record